Molecule: messenger RNA, 1223 nt
Organism: Nilaparvata lugens (brown planthopper)
Lineage: Eukaryota; Metazoa; Arthropoda; Insecta; Hemiptera; Delphacidae
Product: protein FAM136A
Exons: 1
Coding region: 109-531 (140 amino acids)
Cellular component (GO): cytoplasm
Source: RefSeq, a predicted model, not a curated record
UGGUUUGUCUUUGGUCUGCUCCGCUCCGCGUGUGAAAUUUGAAAGUAAGGUUAAGUAAGUUGUUUUCUACUAAAGCAGUGCUAAUAAAGUGGAAUAAAUAUUGUUAAAAUGGGUGAGGAACAGAAAAGACGCCUGGAAAAUGAAUUUCAUCGUUUAUUAGAUGAUCUUGACAAAUCUCAUCUUCGUAAGCUACAAUAUGAUAUGCAUAUGUGUGCCGCAAAAUGUUGCCAAGCCAAGGAUGGAACAAUGGAACAGGUUCAUCAGUGUGUUAAAAAUUGUAAUUUACCAAUUGAUAAUGCUCAAAAUGUAGUUCAAAAUGAAAUAAGCAGUAUUCAAACUCGCCUUGAAAGAUGUGUUAUGCAGUGUAAUGACGAUGUGAGGGAUGAAAUGCCUCCAAAUCCUAAUCCUGCAGAAAUGACAAAGUAUAACCAAAAGUUCGAGUCUUGUGCUUCGAAAUGUUUUGAACAUGUUCUAAACAUGUUACCAAAACUAGCUAACAAAAUAACUCAGAAACUUGAAGAUGCAUAUUAGAAGGAAUUGUAAUAAUUAGUAGGUAGCCAAAACGUAUUUAAUAAUAGGCUACCUAGAUAGUAGCCAAAAAUGUAGUUCAAGAUCCCCAUAGUAAUCAGUACCGUUGAUUUUUGACAAGACUUUGUGUAUGUUUCAGGAAAACUAUACAGUGAAAUAAUCAGGUAAAAAACAAAUGCUAGAGAAAUACUAUUAUUAGGUUAGGCUAUUUAAAAGACUAUCAGCUCUGAUAGAGAUGUCUUUUAUAUCAGCAGUUUGACAUUGGAAAAUAAUCUUAAUUCAAACUGUUGUCUAUAACUUUCUCUGUGAUCUACUGGACUAAACAUCUAACCUACUACACGCAAGAAAACAAACAAAAAGUGUGUUCUCAUUUUUGGAAAUCUGAGAAAUUGUAACUUCUAAAUCAGUGACAGAAGAUGAAGUUCCAAAAACUAUGAAUAGGUACCCUAUUCUAAUAGACUGUAUGUAAAGACAAUUAAUAUUUUUAUCUGACUUACAACAUUAUACAGAAAAAGCAAUUUUACUUUCAAAUCACUAAUAGUUUUGCAUUUUCUCAAAAGGGGGCAUCGGAAAAAUUUGUCUUGAAUUUUUUUUAGUAGUUUAUUUAAAUCACUUUAAUAACUAAUAUUCAUCAAAACGUUUUGAUGAAUUUUGUAAAUUUAUUCAAUUCAAAUAAAUAUAUGUUGAUAAAUCAA